Molecule: messenger RNA, 1412 nt
Organism: Nothoprocta perdicaria
Lineage: Eukaryota; Metazoa; Chordata; Aves; Tinamiformes; Tinamidae
Gene: SPOUT1
Product: SPOUT domain containing methyltransferase 1
Exons: 12
Coding region: 13-1164 (383 amino acids)
Biological process (GO): maintenance of centrosome location; miRNA processing
Cellular component (GO): kinetochore; mitotic spindle; spindle pole centrosome
Molecular function (GO): miRNA binding
Source: RefSeq, a predicted model, not a curated record
GCAACGGCGGCAAUGGCGGCCGCCAGCGCGAAGCGGCCCAAGGAGGCGCAGGGCACGGAGAGGAAGGUCGACUGGCGGCGCUGGAAGCAGGAGCGGAAAGCAGAGAAGAAGAAAUGGAGGGAAAUAAAACUCCUAAAGAAACUGGAGAAGCAGAGGAUGCARGAGCUCGCUGCGAAGGAGCAGCCUGAAAAGGAAGAGGAGCAGAARGAGGAUAAAGGGCGUCACUACACCCUGAGCGUCGCCCUGCCAGGCUCUAUCCUGAAUAACGCCCAGUCCCUGGAGCUGCGGACGUACCUYGCUGGACAGAUUGCUCGGGCUUGUGCCAUCUUCUGCGUGGAUGAGAUUAUAGUAUUUGAUGAGCACGGAGAAGACGCAAAGAGUGUGGAGGGGGAAUUUUCCGGAAUUGGGAAGAAAGGCAAGGCUUGUGUGCAGCUUGCUCGCAUCCUGCAGUACUUGGAGUGCCCUCAGUACUUGAGGAAAUCCUUUUUUCCAAAACACGAGGAUCUGCAGUUUGCAGGGCUGCUGAAUCCCCUGGACAGCCCCCACCACAUGCGGGUGGACGAGGACUCGCAGUACCGAGAAGGUGUCGUGUUGGACCGGCCAACUAAGCCGGGCAGAGGCUCUUUUGUUAACUGUGGGAUGAGGAAGGAGGUGCGGAUUGACAAGCAGCUGGAUCCUGGUCUGCGAGUCACCGUGCGCCUGGAAGAACCUCAGAAUCCAGACAGCAAAGUGCGACAGGGCACCGUGGUGUCCUCGCAUCAUCCUCGGACUGCGUCAGGCCUGUACUGGGGUUACAGCGUCCGCCUUGCGUCCUGCCUCAGUGCUGUCUUCUCCGAGUGUCCUUUCAAGGAAGGCUACGACCUCUCCAUUGGCACCUCGGAGCGGGGGUGCUCUGUGGACCAGGCCUCUCUUCCCUCCUUCAGGCAUGCCCUGGUCGUGUUUGGAGGUCUSCAGGGCUUGGAAGCUGGGGUUGAUGCAGACCCAAACCUGGAGGUCACCGACCCAAGCGUCUUGUUYGACUUCUACCUGAACACUUGUCCCAGCCAAGGCAGCCGAACCAUCAGGACAGAGGAAGCGCUGCUCAUCUCCUUGUCUUCGCUGAGACCCCACAUCGAGGAGGCUGUGAAGACACCCAGAGACAGCCAAGGGAAGGAGAAGCCCUGAUGUUACCACUGGCCGCGGACUGGCUCCAGGGAGAGCCCUUUGCUGGGCAGAGCGCUCCAAGAGCCCCUCCGGGCUGAGCCUGGAGAAGGCAAAAGACACAACGURACUGAAGCUGACAGUGCUUAGCCAGACUAAUUGUCCAUUUGUGCUGGGAGCAGGAAGGCUGAGCUYUCCUGCCUGCAUGGUCCAGGCCUGCGUGCCUCCCAGCCACAGGAUAAGCCUCAYGUGGAGCUCACUCCAGGUACCUU